AUGUACUCGAUGCUCUUCCUCGGCGGAGUAGCGGCCGGCGGCAUUUUCAGCGGCACGAACCCAGCAUACCAAGUCUAUGAGAUCCGGCACCACAUCCGCACGGCGCAGGUCAAGAUGUUCAUCGUGGAGCCGGAGGUGCUGGGCCCGGUGCUGGAGGCGGCGCAGUUGGAAGACAUCCCCCGGGACAUGAUCUUCAUCUUCAACACGCGGCCGCAGCAGGCGGUUCCCAAGGGGUUCCGGAGCUGGGAAUGGCUGCUCGAGCAGGGCGAGGAGGACUGGGCGCGGAUCACGGACCUGGAGGAGCUGCAGCGCACGCAGGUGGCGCGGCUCAACACGUCGGGCACGACGGGUCUGCCCAAGACGGCCAUGCAGUCGCACUACAACGCGACGUCGUGGCACACGAUGCUGCACGACAUUGCGCCCGUGCCCUGGGACGUGCGCAACCUGUACACUUUGCCGGGCUUCCACGUCGCGACGGUGCCACUGGUGCACGCGUGCCCCUUCGCGACCGGCGACCCGUGCUGGAUCAUGCGCCGCUUCGAGCUCGAGGCCUUCCUCGCCGCGCUCGAGAUGCACCGCAUCACGAACAUCGGCAUCGUGCCCCCGCUCGUCAUCGCCAUCAUCAUGUCCCCUCUGCGCCACAAGUACUCGCUCAGGUCGCUCCGCAAGGUCAAGUGCGGCGCCGCGCCCCUCGACGCCGCCUCCCAGAAAAAGUUCCAGGACCUGUGCGCCCCGGACGCCAGCUUCACACAGGUUUUUGGCAUGACCGAGACCACCGGCACUAUCAGCCAGUUCUUCCACCCGGAGACGGACGAGACGGGCAGUGUGGGGAGCAGGUUUCUGCCCAAUACCGACGUCAAGUUGAUCGACGACAACGGCAAGGACAUCACAGACUACGACGUCCAGGGAGAGCUCUGCGUGCGCGGUCCCACCGUCAUAAGGGGCUAUUUCAACAACCCGAAAGCAAACGCCGAGGCGUACGAUGCGGAAGGGUAUUUCAAGACAGGGGACAUAUUGUAUUGUGAUGGGAAGACGAAGAAGUGGUACAUUGUGGAUAGGAAGAAGGAACUCAUCAAGGUCCGCGGCUUCCAAGUGUCGCCCUCGGAGCUCGAGGCUGUGCUACUCUCGCACCCGCAGAUCGUCGACUGCGGCGUGCUCGGCUUCCGCCCCGCUGGCCGGCCCCUGUACGCCGACGAACUGAUCCGCGCAUACGUUGUGGUGCGGCGCUCUGGCGAUGGCGGCGGCAUUACCACUGCGGCCUCCGCCGACGACGGUACCUCGUCGCCCAGGCUGACAGAGGACGACGUGAAGGCGUUCAUCCGCCAGAAUCUCGCCAGCUACAAGGCGCUCACCGGCGGCGUGGUGUUCGUGGACGAGAUCCCCAAGAGUCCUAGUGGGAAGAUCCUCAAGAGGGUCUUGAAGGAGCAGGCAGAGAGGGAGGAGAAGGAAAAGGAGGGUAGGAAGGGACUGCAGGGGCGUGCGCCGGCGAAGCUGUGA
This is a messenger RNA of Cladophialophora psammophila CBS 110553, 1497 nucleotides long. RefSeq lists its product as uncharacterized. The transcript is spliced from 4 exons. Gene Ontology annotation, molecular function: CoA-ligase activity. The record is from RefSeq and is a predicted model, not a curated record. Gene Ontology annotation, biological process: secondary metabolic process. The coding region runs from base 1 to 1497 and encodes 498 amino acids. Lineage: Eukaryota; Fungi; Ascomycota; Eurotiomycetes; Chaetothyriales; Herpotrichiellaceae.